AUGUGUUCUCUACAGGACAACGCUAUCAUUGUGUUCAUUUCCAUUAUCUUGAGUCUCGCAACUGAAUUUGUCAAAGCAGCUAACAGUCAUGAAGGUUCUCUAUCACCUGGUUUUGAUUGGGGGAAGUUGAUCGAUUGGGCUUGGUCUUAUGAUACGGAGAAAGACGGAGUUGAGAACCAACCAUUAAGUACAAUGCAUGAGCCUACACCUCACCUGGCUCCACCGAACAGCAGUCCUCACAAGACUCAAGUGCAUACACAACAACAAGAUUCUGGACCUGAGAAAAUUAAGAAAAGGAAGAAAUUAAGUAAUAAAGAGCGAUACUCAGCCGAGAGAUUGAAAGAAAUAAACCACGCAAACUACGUCAAAAUUAAAAAUGAUCCCAUCAAAUGGAAAGCCAGAGAAAAUGCGCGAAAAGCGAGAUACCAUGAUGAACAGAAAAAACUUGCAUUGUUGACAGGAUCAGAAUUAGAAGAACAGCUUAACAAACAAAGGGCAGUAAAAGAUAGAAAGAAUUACCUCGCUCGACUUAGACGAAAUCCAAAUGCCCGAAUCGAGCCAAAGCGAGGAUUUGUCUUGUCUGAAAAAGAGCGAGCCAAUUGCAGGGAAAGAACCAGGUUGUGUCGUCUACGGAAAAAGCUAAGUGCGCUGGGAAGUCCUUCUCAAAGUUGA
Messenger RNA from Meira miltonrushii, 672 nucleotides. RefSeq lists its product as uncharacterized. The record is from RefSeq and is a predicted model, not a curated record. NCBI's taxonomy places the organism in Eukaryota, Fungi, Basidiomycota, Exobasidiomycetes, Exobasidiales, Brachybasidiaceae. The coding region runs from base 1 to 672 and encodes 223 amino acids. The transcript has a single exon.